Molecule: messenger RNA, 2364 nt
Organism: Cladocopium goreaui
Lineage: Eukaryota; Dinophyceae; Suessiales; Symbiodiniaceae
Source: the annotation of a GenBank genome assembly
AUGGAAACUGCUUCAGGCGGCGAUCAGACGCUCUUUUCCUCCGCCGAAAAAGAGUUUCUUGCAUCGCGGCGGCGGGUCUUCAAUGAUGCCGUUGUAAACUUUCUGAGCGUUCGACGGAGCAUGAUGUUCGUGUCUGUGAUCUUCUGCAUGUUGGCACUGGCGGUCCAAUUGGCAGUUGUGCCCAGGGCUUUUGAAAGCAGACGCCUUUGGAUUGAGAAGAGCAAGAUUGAAGUUGAGGGGAAGGUGGUGAGAUUCCAUGACUUCGUGAGCUUGUCGGGUCAAAAUUGGACUGACACCAAUCCUGAAGCCUGGUUUCAGUACACAAGCCAUUUGUACACCGGCAUGUUCGCGAAGAUUAUCAGCCAAACAGCGUUGAUCGACAUCCUAGAAGCUUGUGUGGAUGUCGCCUGCCAGUUGGCAAGUUGUGCUUAUCUUUGGUGGGCCCUCAGGAAGUGGUCCCACUUCAACCAGUCGCACCGUGGAGUUCUCCGCGGAUGGGCCUUCAGUCUUUUGGCACCUUUUUUGGCCACUUUGAUUCCGACGCGACUUUUUGUGGAGUGGAGUGUAUUGGACCCGGUGGUGCACACAUUUGCAUCAGAACUGUCUACUCAUUUGGGGUCACACACUGACGAGAUUGCUUUGAGCGUCAACCAAGCCUGUCAGCAACUUCUCGACUCACAAAAGCAAGGCCACGUCGAAAGCGCUGAAAACAUGGCGAGGAAAGCCUGUGGUGCCUUGACAAAGACACCGAACCGACAUUUGAAAUGCUGCAGCUUCAUCAAGAUAGUCGAUUUUGACUUCCGGCCAAUUCACAGUACGUGUGGAAAAAUCACGAACUACCUCAAUGACCCAGAAGGGCCAUGGCACCGCAAAGCCUUAGAAGAAGCGGCGGAGCUGUGUCGUGACACGGUCAUGCCAAACCUCGAGGAUACCAUCGAGCUGGGCUUCGAGAAUGCCCUCGAGGUAGCAGCCACUGCCGGCCCAGUGGCCCAACGAAUGAAGCAGAGUGUGUCGAUGGGGAUGGGCUUUGCGAAUGGGCUUCGCGGCUUCACCACCAUCAUGCCAGCUGCCUUGGCCUUGGCCCCUGCCAUGCUGCGAGGGGCGUUGAAAGUGAAAGUCACAGCACCGCAGAGCACCAUCCCGGGCAUGUUCGUGAUCGUGCUACCCUUGCUGUAUUGUCCACUGACGUGGGGAAUGUAUCAUAUCGCUUUCCAGCUGCUGGGGGAUAUCUGGAUGCUGCUGGGGUUGCUGGUGAUGGCCUUUGCACCGAUGGUGUACCUUGGCUUGGGCACCUACUAUUCAAUUACCAGGCCUUUAACCGACGAGGCGAUCACACAAGUCAUGGUGAGCAUGAAUCGCAUCUCUGCAAUCAUAGCAGUGGUCGGCUAUGCUUUCAUUUGCACCUUUGCUUGGAAGCGAUACAAACUCAUCAUGCUGGAUGCGGAACCUGGCGAUGAGAACAGCGUCGAAAGGGAUGCCUACCGAUACAUCGUCCAGCAGGUGGCAGUGCUGCAGCCCGGCUUCUGGGUUCAACUUGCAGGCAUCGCAAUGGCAAAAUAUUUCUUCACAACAUUAGCAGGAGUUGAUUGGAUGAUGACGGAAAUUGGAAAGCAAAGGCACUACGAGAAUCUGAUGGAGAUAUCACAGAAGAUCCGAGAUUUGGAAGCCAGCGGCAGCGCAGUGCGCUACCCGAAGGGGCUUAGAACUGAUGCCCAAAGGGAAGAAAAUCUCAAGGCCGCCGAAGAGCGUGUGCUGCGGCUGGACUGUGUGUUUUACAUUUUAUAUGAUGAGGUGCCAGUGCACGUGGUGGAAGAAGCUCGCAGCAGCCUGGUCAUGGACGCCGGCGGCCCAGCAUACCGCAAGCGCCGCACGGUGCUGGCGCCAGCCGUGAGUGGCUUGUUGGUGGAGAUGGAAGAUCUGAAGGAGUCUGCGCCGGACAAUGACACUUCAAAUGCCGAAGCUUCGCAACCGUCGUCCAGCGCCAACCCUCCAGCAGUGCUGGUCAACGAAGUUCCACAAGCUCCGGAGCACAGUGAGACCAGUGGCUUUGCAAGUACUUGGAACUUCUUCUUUGGUUUGCGCACGCCCCAGGGAGCCAGCCACAAUGUGGCGGUCCCAGCUUCAGCACACCACAGCUGGGCUGGCACGGCGCCAAGUGCAGUGCCACUACAGCCGUGGCAACCUGCCGGUUGGCACGCCCAAGGAGGGCUGCCCGGAGGGCUUGGUAUGCCACUGCAGACCCUGGGGCCAUCUUCGGAAAGGCUGCCGCCGCCGCAUUGGUCCGUGUCUCCGGGGACUCCCACGUCUUCUUGGACCAGCCAGACAGCAUCUCCUCGCGGGCACCACUUGCGUCCUAAUUUCUGA